Molecule: messenger RNA, 1863 nt
Organism: Pipistrellus nathusii (Nathusius's pipistrelle)
Lineage: Eukaryota; Metazoa; Chordata; Mammalia; Chiroptera; Vespertilionidae
Source: the annotation of a GenBank genome assembly
AUGGCUGCUGUUGUCCAACAGAACGACCUGGUAUUUGAGUUUGCUAGUAACGUCAUGGAGGAUGAACAACAGCUUGGUGAUGCAGCUAUUUUUCCUGCGGUAAUUGUGGAGCAUGUUCCUGGUGCUGAUAUUCUCAAUAGUUAUGCGGGUCUAGCUUGUGUGGAAGAGCCCAAUGACAUGAUUACUGAGAGCUCCCUAGAUGUUGCUGAAGAAGAAAUCAUAGAUGAUGAUGAUGAUGACAACAUCACCCUUACAGUUGAAGCUUCCUGUCAUAAUGGGGAUGAAACGAUUGAAACUAUUGAGGCUGCUGAAGCACUCCUUAAUAUGGAUUCUCCUGGCCCUAUUCUGGAUGAAAAACGAAUAAAUAAUAGUAUUUUUAGUUCAUCUGAAGAUGACAUUGUUGUUGCCCCAAUCACCCAUGUAUCCGUCACAUUAGAUGGGAUUCCUGAAGUGAUGGAAACUCAGCAGGUUCAAGAGACAUAUGCACACUCACCAGGAGCCUCCUCACCAGAACAACCUAAGAGGAAGAAAGGGAGAAAAACUAAACCACCACGACCAGAUUCCCCAGCCACUACACCAAACAUAUCUGUGAAGAAGAAAAACAAAGAUGGGAAGGGAAACACCAUUUAUCUUUGGGAGUUUUUACUGGCACUGCUCCAGGACAAAGCUACUUGUCCUAAAUAUAUCAAAUGGACCCAGAGAGAAAAAGGCAUUUUUAAAUUGGUAGAUUCUAAAGCAGUAUCCAGAUUGUGGGGGAAGCACAAAAAUAAACCUGAUAUGAAUUAUGAGACCAUGGGAAGAGCUCUCAGGUACUAUUACCAAAGGGGUAUUCUGGCAAAAGUAGAAGGUCAGCGCCUGGUGUAUCAGUUUAAGGAAAUGCCAAAAGAUCUUAUUUAUAUAGAUGAUGAGGAUCCAAGUUCCAGCAUAGAAUCUUCAGAUCCAUCACUGUCAGCAACAACCACUUCAAGCAGGAACCAAGCAGGCCGAUCAAGAGUAUCUUCAAGUCCAGGGAUAAAAGGAGGAGCCACUACAGUUCUAAAACCAGGGAAUUCUAAAGCUACUAAAACCAAAGAUCCUGUGGAAGUUGCACAGCCAUCAGAAGUUCUGAGGACAGUGCAGCCCACACAGUCUGCAUAUCCUACUCCGCUCUUCCGGACUGUUCAUGUAGUGCAGCCAGUACAAGCCGUCCCAGAAGGAGAAGCGGCCAUAAUUAGUUGUGUGCAAGAUGAAACAGUAAAUUCCUCGGUUCAAAGUAUUAGGACUAUACAAGCUCCAGCCCAAGUUCCAGUGGUCGUGUCUCCUGGGAAUCAGCAUUUGCAUACAGUAACACUCCAGACAGUGCCACUCACAACAGUGAUAGCCAGCACAGAUCCAUCGUCAGGUGCUGGGUCUCAGAAAUUUAUUUUACAAGCCAUUCCAUCAUCACAGCCCAUGACAGUACUGAAAGAAAAUGUGGUGUUACAGUCUCAGAAGCCAGGCUCUCCUCCUUCGAUUGUCUUGAGUCCUGCCCAAGUACAGCAGGUUCUUACGAGCAAUGUCCAGUCCAUUUGCAAUGGAACCGUCAGCGUGGCUUCAUCGCCACCCUUCAGUGCUACUACCCCUGUGGUGACAUUUUCUCCUCGCAGUUCACAGCUGGUUGCCCACCCACCUGGCACUGUAAUCACUUCAGUUAUCAAAGCUCAAGACACAAAAACUCUUACCCAGGAAGUAGAGAAAAAGGAGGCUGAAGAAGAUUUGAAAGAAGACACUGAGGAAACCGAGCAACAGCCACAGUCUUACGUGAUGGUGGUUUCCAAUUCCAAUGGACUUACUUCUCAGGUAGCUAUGAAACAAAAUGAACUGCUGGAACCCAACUCUUUUUAA